AUGCCCUUUCCCUCCAGAAUCUCCAUAUUUCUUUUACCAGCAGUGUUUUUAGAGAUCUGGAGUCAGAGCAGGCUGCUUCUAGUAACCAUAACACAGUGUGAGGGCUGUCUAUACUCCCAGCCUCAGGGGCCAUGCCACCUGCAGCCUACUCUGUGUGUACAGGAGAGGAGACAGGAACUGUGUCAGCAGCUACUGCUUUCUGCCCCAUGUGAUUAUCCACAUGGCAAAACAGCAAGAGGGAGAUCCUUAGCAACAUCCACAGCAACACCCCUGGCAAUGCCCCUAGCAACAUCCAUAGCAACACCCCUGGCAAUGCCCCUAGCAACAUCCAUAGCAACACCCCUAGCAACACCCCUGGCAAUGCCCCUAGCAACAUCCAUAGCAACACCCCUAGCAACAUCCAUAGUAACACCCCUAGCAGUACCCCUAGCAACAUCCAUAGCAACACCCCUAGCAACAUCCAUAGCAACACCCCUGGCAAUACCCCUAGCAACAUCCAUAGCAACAUCCACAGCAACACCCCUGGCAAUGCCCCUAGCAACAUCCAUAGCAACACCCCUAGCAACAUCCAUAGCAACACCCCUGGCAAUACCCCUAGCAACAUCCAUAGCAACAUCCACAGCAACACCCCUGGCAAUGCCCCUAGCAACAUCCAUAGCAACACCCCUAGCAACAUCCAUAGCAACACCCCUGGCAAUACCCCUAGCAACAUCCAUAGCAACACCCCUAGCAACAUCCAUAGCAACACCCCUAGCAGUACCCCUAGCAACAUCCAUAGCAACACCCCUAGCAACAUCCAUAGCAACACCCCUGGCAAUACCCCUAGCAACAUCCAUAGCAACAUCCACAGCAACACCCCUGGCAAUGCCCCUAGCAACAUCCAUAGCAACAUCCACAGCAACACCCCUGGCAAUGCCCCUAGCAACAUCCAUAAGAACACCCCUGGCAACAUCCACAGCAACUUGGGAGAUGAGAAGCACUGUCAAUGUGUGGCCCUUGGGAGAUGAGAAGCACUGUCAAUGUGUGGCCCUUGGGAGAUGA
This is a messenger RNA of Pelobates cultripes (western spadefoot toad), 1041 nucleotides long. The record is from the annotation of a GenBank genome assembly. Lineage: Eukaryota; Metazoa; Chordata; Amphibia; Anura; Pelobatidae.